CCGCCCCCGCCCCGCCCUGCCCUAUAAACGUGGCGCCGGCCGAGGCCGGGAGAAUCCGUGGCGGCUCUGAGAGCUUCUGCGCGUCCUGAGGCCGUGGCGGCCGCACCUCGCUGCGCCGUGUCGGGGAUUCGAGGCCAGGGUCCGCGUGUCCAGGGUUUGCAUCCCAGGCGCGAUGCUGUUCGACAAAGUGAAAGCAUUCGCGGUGCAGCUGGACGACGCGAGCGCGGGCGCCGACCCCGUGUUCAGCGGCGGCCAGGCCGUAGCCGGCCGGGUGCUGCUGGAGCUGACCGGCUCAGCGCGCGUGGGCGCCCUGAGGCUUCGCGCGCGGGGCCGCGCCCACGUGCACUGGAGCGAGUCUCGCAGCUCCGGCUCUAGCACCGCCUACACGCAGAGUUAUAGCGAGCGGUUGGAGGUCCUGAGCCACCAUGCUACGCUUCUCCGGCCAGACACUGGAGAGACCACCAUGCUGCCUGCUGGGCGCCAUGAGUUCCCAUUCAGCUUCCAGCUGCCUCAGACACUGGUGACGUCAUUCGAGGGCAAACACGGCAGUGUCAGAUACUGCAUCAAGGCCACCCUGCACCGGCCCUGGGUUCCUGCCCGCAGGGCAAGGAAGGUGUUUACUGUUAUCGAGCCUGUGGACAUCAACACGCCUGCCCUGCUGGCCCCGCAAGCAGGAGCUCGGGAGAAGAUCGCCCGAUCCUGGUACAGUAACCGUGGCCUCGUCUCCCUCUCAGCCAAGAUCGACCGCAAGGGCUACACACCAGGUGAGGUAAUCCCUGUGUUCGCUGAGAUUGACAACGGCUCCACGCGCCCGGUGCUGCCCCGAGCAGUCGUGGUCCAGACGCAGACCUUCAUGGCGCGAGGCGCCCGCAAGCAGAAGCACGCUGUGGUGGCCAGUCUCGCGGGCGAGCCUGUGGGCCCGGGGCGGCGGGCGCUGUGGCAGGGCCGGGCACUUCGGAUCCCCCCCGUGGGCCCUUCCAUCCUUCACUGCCGCAUGCUGCAUGUGGACUACGCCCUCAAGGUCUGUGUGGACAUUCCAGGCACAUCCAAGCUGCUCCUGGAACUGCCACUGGUCAUCGGCACUGUCCCCCUACACCCCUUUGGCAGCCGCUCGUCCAGUGUGGGCAGCCAUACCAGCUUUGUGCUAGACUGGAGGCUGGGGGCCCUGCCAGAGCAGCCUGAGGCCCCUCCAGAGUAUUCGGAGGUUGUGGCAGACAGUGUGGCAGCCGUGGGGCAGAGCCCCUUUCCGCUACCUCAGGACUCCGACAUGAGCCUUGAAGGCCCCUUCUUUGCCUAUAUCCAAGAGUUCCGCUACCGCCCGCCGCCCCUGUACUCUGAGGAGGAUCCAAACCCCCCCUCUGAAGCUAUGAGGCGACGCUGCAUGACCUGCUGAGUGGAAGUGGAUACCUCUAGGGAUGGGGUUGCACAUGUGCUUCCAGCCACCGUGGACACAGGGAGUGGCUGGAUCAAGAGCAGAACCAGCCUCACUGUCCUGAAGCUGGGGAAAUCAAGUCUCGGAACAGGGCAGGGCUGUUCACACAGGACAGAGGAAGAGCCAGUCUGGCAUCCGACUUAUCUGGUCCUCGUAAGGCAUCAGAUGCCUGGUGCAGGAUCCGAGUGCCUGUUCAAGCUCUGUGCUGGCCUGUGGAUAGAGCUGGGGUUCCUCCAGGAGACUCCAAUCUGGGAGAGACACUGUCAGGAAUAAAUACUUCCAGUCUUGUGGGACCAUAGGAAGGCCUGGGAGAGUCCAGGGAGGAAGCAGAGAAAGCUUCCUAGAGGAAAGGGCAUUUUAGCUGAAGCUUUGGCAUAUUAUGAAUAAGAGCUCAGAAGACAGCCAAGCAAAAAGAAGUCGGACAAGGUCAGAGCUAAGUGAUGUUUGGAGACUGACCCCUUCUUCUUCUUAGAACUGGGGCUCAGAGGGCAAGUGCCUCAGCUGAGGUCACACUACAAGGUCCAGCAGGCGAGAGGACCCAGGAAUGAGGCAUUCAGGGAAGCAGGUCUUGGGAGAUAUGUGGGACCUGUGGGUGUCAGGGGUAGUGGCUCCAGCCUUUGAAGCUUCUGAAAGAAAGCUGGAGACUCCUACCCCAGGCUGAGAUUGCCUGGGGGCUUCUCCAGGCACUUGAGACACAGAGCUGUAUGGCCUGGAAACCCCAGGUUCAGAGCAGGACAGACAAGACCUACUACAUAACUUGCAAAUGAAAAUGUGGGGUCCUUGUUCAAGGAGUGUUAAGAAUUUCAAGAUAAUGACAGCAGAGCAUUCACCCAGGCCCUAGGACAGAGGUCAGCCUAGGGUCACACAGCAGGGCCAGUGUGCUUCUGGAUACCCCUGGGUCCAGAGGAACAAAGCAUGGAGCAGCAGCUAGACAAGCCCCUACUGCAGAGUCCUGGCCCUGGCUGGGGCAGAGUCCCAGCCUGGAUCUCAGCAUUUCUAAGCCUUAAUUGUUCUCUUUUGUACAAUUAUUUUUAAAAAAUAAAA
This is a messenger RNA of Miniopterus natalensis, 2476 nucleotides long. Lineage: Eukaryota; Metazoa; Chordata; Mammalia; Chiroptera; Miniopteridae. The record is from RefSeq and is a predicted model, not a curated record.